Ylistrum balloti is the source of this 663-nucleotide messenger RNA. RefSeq lists its product as uncharacterized. The record is from RefSeq and is a predicted model, not a curated record. Bases 1 to 663 code for a protein of 220 amino acids. NCBI's taxonomy places the organism in Eukaryota, Metazoa, Mollusca, Bivalvia, Pectinida, Pectinidae. The transcript is spliced from 6 exons.
AUGGAUUUCUCAGACACUAUUGAAGACAUAGUACAUGAAAUGUGUGUGGACGUAACUAGAGACGCUUUUGCAGAAAUAGCUAGAGAGGAUACCAAGGAUGAGGACAAGGAGUCUUCCAGUGUACAGCUGUUUGUUUUGGGUCGCAGGAAGCUACCAGUGCUGAUGCCAUGCCAUGCCAUGGCCAACAGGACUGAAAUGUUAACUCCAAAGUGGAGACAAUACCUUACCACACCUAGGACAUGUAAAACAGACUAUGAUUUGUCAAUUCUACACAUGCGUGAUGUGUCAUUGACUAAGAACUGGAAAGACUGUUCACCUGAAAUGGAGGACCAAGAGCUCCGUCAGAAACACAAAGAACGUGUAAAUUUAUGGAGAACUCUCUUUACCAACAAAAAAAAUGAGACGUAUCAUCCAUGUGUGUUCAGAUACAAAGCCACCAAAUCUUUGUUGGAUUUCCUCUACCCAAACAAGAAAAUUAAUUUGGAGAACACGUUUGAGGUUAUAGACCUAAAGGACAUCAUUCCAAAGAUUGUCAUUGACUACUGUGGUGAUAUUUCUGAGGCAGAAGUAGCAGACAAGGAAAUGUCUUGCAAGUCACUUACAGGCAGCAAAAGGGAGCUGGGAACCUGGGACAAAUUUCUGUGCUGCUUCCGGACAGUCUAA